UUGACCCUUUUAUUUUUUUCCAUCCUCUAAGUGUUGACCUGGAUCAAUAGAGCAACGAAGUUUCCUUCCUUUUGACGCUCAACUGUCCACCGACACGGGGGCGAAGAUUAUUAGCUAUAUACAAGAAAGAAAAACCGUACAUUGUAUAUCAUGGCUGAGAAAGAAUAUGACGCGGAAGUUUCUGAGUUGGAGUUGGACGAUCUCGUUCUCGAAGAUCUAAGCGCAGACGAAGAAGACGAUGAUAACAACGUUAAGUACUUGCCGGCCGCACAGGCCGGUGGCGGUGUGGAGAAAUCCAAGAGAAUUACCACACCGUACAUGACCAAGUAUGAGCGCGCCAGAGUACUAGGUACCCGAGCACUUCAGAUCGCUAUGUGUGCUCCAAUCAUGGUGGAACUGGAAGGGGAGACAGACCCGCUAAAAAUUGCUAUGAAGGAGCUGAAGCUGCGCAAAAUUCCCAUGAUAAUACGUCGCUAUCUGCCUGACCAAUCUUACGAGGACUGGAGCAUUGAUGAACUGAUCGUCACUGACCUGUAAGGUGUGGUGUUUAUUUUUAUGAAAUAUUGUGUGUGUCUAUGUUAAACAUUUAGUAUAUGUAUAUUGAGGAUAGAGAAAAAAAGGGAUUUGGUAUAAACGUAGCAUAUAGCAUUAGCUCUGCGCCCAUUCUAAACGUGUUUUCUAUCCAUAGCCGUAUGGACACGUAUGCCGAUACGAAACACACGUUUAAUAUGAACGCAACGCUGUACUGAUAUGUGGGUUCCAAUCACAAAUUAGAAAGAUAACCCUUAAAACAUUGUACGUCACACGGCCCCAACGCGUUUGCUAAGGAUAUAUAUACCUACUAACGCAAAAGUGUCUAGGCAGCUGUAGCCACUUUCCAUCAAGCGGACUGUAGUGUAAUAUAACGGUGUUGUGAAAAAUGAUCAUAAAAAUAAAAAAAUACAGUUGAAUUUAGAACUUCCUCCUGUUCUAAAGUCGGUUAAACAAAAAGUUACAGAACAACGUGUAUACGUAUUUAUGAGAUUUUUCAAAAUUGUUCGUUAC
This is a messenger RNA of Hyposmocoma kahamanoa, 1044 nucleotides long. It is a transcript of the gene RpII18, whose product is annotated as DNA-directed RNA polymerases I, II, and III subunit RPABC2-like. Gene Ontology annotation, cellular component: RNA polymerase I complex; RNA polymerase III complex; nucleus. Gene Ontology annotation, biological process: DNA-templated transcription. Lineage: Eukaryota; Metazoa; Arthropoda; Insecta; Lepidoptera; Cosmopterigidae. Gene Ontology annotation, molecular function: DNA binding; DNA-directed RNA polymerase activity. The coding region runs from base 151 to 537 and encodes 128 amino acids. The transcript has 2 exons. The record is from RefSeq and is a predicted model, not a curated record.